CCUCAUCAUUUCAAGUGCGUAGGAUAAGAAAUCGUGCGCCCCCCUCAACCUAUAUAUACUGCCCCGGAUCGAACUCGCUCCAUGAAACCAUUUUUGCCUAUAAAAAUGGUAAACCCAACUGCUCGUUUCCACCUUCUCCUUCUCCUCCUGCUCUUAGUUGCCACCCAAACAUGCAGAAUUUACAGAUUUUCCGAAGCAAAGGUCCACAUACCGGACGAACUGGACGACGUCGUCGACGACGAGGAGGACGAGGCCUGGAGAGAAUGGGGCAAGCCGAAGAACCAACCCGAAUUCGACCCCCCGCCCACGGACUUCACCAAAAUGGGGCUCCAGGAGAUGCAGGAUGAAAUGAUGAAGCGCCAGCAGGGACCCGUUUUCGGGUUCGUCAAGCUCCGACCCGGCACUCCCCGGACUCCGGAGACGGUAUCAGAAAUUGCCGUGAAAUGGACCAAGGUUGCAAGAACAGGAGCAAUUGAGGCCAAGUUCUCGGGUGUUGAUGUGAGUACCAUCAUGUUUACCAUGCAAAAGGGUCAAGAUGCUCUGGAGUUGAAAGAGUUCUUGUUGAGCCAAUCAGAGGCUUAUGAGAUUAAGAUAGGAGAUCAACUAUUUAGAAGACCAGGAGAUCCUUCAUUCGAAGAGGUUUUUGAGAAGCUGCAGGCUGAGAAGAAUAAAGGCCAUGUUGCCAGUGAAAAGCAUCAAGAGCUUUAGCCACAAGAAGGGCUCUACUUGACACCCUUCCUAACAGAUGAUGCAAGAGAUGUUUGUAGAUCACACUGAUUAAAACUUUCUCAUGUUCCAUCACUUUUCAUGUAAACCCUUUCUCGAAUUUCAUGUACUUUUUCCAAGUUACUGUUGUAGACUCUCCUGUUCCUACAUGUAUCUUAACUAUGAAACAUAAGAUUUAUGAACUACAUAUUGCCAUA
Sesamum indicum (sesame) is the source of this 923-nucleotide messenger RNA. RefSeq names its product LDL receptor wingless signaling/trafficking chaperone. NCBI's taxonomy places the organism in Eukaryota, Viridiplantae, Streptophyta, Magnoliopsida, Lamiales, Pedaliaceae. Gene Ontology annotation, biological process: protein folding. The record is from RefSeq and is a predicted model, not a curated record.